UGGAUUGAACCAAAAAACCUAAACCCCGAAAAGCCAGCGAAAACCUUCUCUCACCCCCCACCAAGAAACACAUUACAGAGCAUUGCAAUGCCAGUGGAAACUAGGGUUAGGGUUUCUUUCUCUUCACGUUUCUCUUUCCCUCAACCCUCCUCCUGGUCAUGGUGAUGGAUAAUGGAGAGAGAGAAGAUGGAGGAGGAGGAGGAGGAGGAGGAGGAGGAGUAGGGGGAGAACUUGUGGAGAAGUUGCAUGUGGUUCAAGAAAUAGUGGGUGUGAUUGAAUCCGUGGCUCAAUUCGGAGAUUACAGGAGGACACAUAAGAAAGAUUGUAGUGGCAUUGUUAGGCGCAUCAAGUUGUUGCUGCCUCUUUUAGAAGAGAUCAGAGACCUUGAAACGCCAAUCCCGGAGACGGGUAUUGCUUGGUUGUGUAGUUUGAAGAAGGUGCUUCUUUGUGCGAGGAAAUUGUUGAAAAUGUGUAACGAGGGGAGCAAGAUUUAUCUGGCAUUGGAAAGUGAGGCAGUCAUGAUAAGAUUUCAUACAGUUUAUGAUAAGUUCAGUCAAGCUUUGGGAGAUUUCCCUAGCGUUGAAAUUGAUGUCUCGGAUGAAUUGAAAGAACAGAUUGAGUUGAUGUGCGUGCAACUCAGGAGAGCACGGAAACGAACAGAUACACAGGAUAUAGAACUAGCAAUGGAUAUGAUGGUUGUGUUUUCCAAAAAGGAUGACCGGAAUGCUGACAGUGCCAUAAUAGAACGGUUAGCAAAAAAGCUUGAUCUACAUACCGUUGAGGACCUUAAGAUAGAGACAAUAGCUGUAAGGAACCUUGUUAGAGAAAGAGGAGGGCAAAAUGCAGAUACUACUCAGCAAAUCAUCGAAAUUCUCAACAAAUUCAAACAAAUUGCAGGCAUGGAAUUAACCAAUGUUCUCGAUGAUCCUGUCAUGCCUAAAAUGCUUGAGAAAUGCCCAUCUCUAUUGAUCCCUCAUGAAUUUCUUUGUCCAAUCACACUCGAGAUAAUGACAGAUCCUGUUAUUGUUGCUAGUGGACAGACAUAUGAGAGGGAAAGCAUACUGAAGUGGUUUGACUCCAACCACCGGACCUGUCCAAAGACCAGGCAAACUUUGGCUCACCUGUCAAUAGCACCAAAUUUUGCACUCAAAAAUAUAAUUUUGCAGUGGUGUGAGAAGAACAAUUUUCAGCUUCCUGAGAAGCCUGAUUCUUCAGUCCAGGAAAUCUCCUCAUCUGAACACAAAGAGGAAAUCUCAUCUUUGGUUGAAAAUCUAUAUUCUAGUCUGUUAGAGUUGCAGAGAAAGGCUGUAAAGAAGAUCCGUAUGCUCUCAAAAGAGAAUCCUGAGAACAGAGUGUUGAUUGCCAAGAAUGGAGCAAUCCUGCCAUUAGUGCAACUCCUGUCCUAUCCAGACUCUAAAAUUCAAGAGCAUGCCGUAACAGCUCUAUUGAAUUUGUCCAUUGAUGAGGCUAAUAAGAAACUCAUAGCUAGAGAAGGAGCCAUUCCAGCUAUAAUAGAAAUCUUGCAGAAAGGAAGUACUGAGGCUAAAGAGAACUCGGCAGCAGCUUUAUUUAGCUUAUCAAUGUUGGAUGAGAUCAAAAUAACUGUGGGAUUGUCAGAUGGCAUUCCACCAUUGGUAGCCCUGUUGCAGAAUGGGACAAUUAGAGGUAAAAAAGAUGCUGCAACUGCACUCUUCAACUUAUCUCUCAACCAAGAAAAUAAGGCCAGGGCCAUUAAUGCUGGCAUUAUACCUCCCUUACGCCAGUUACUGAAGGACAGAAACUUAGGCAUGGUUGAUGAGGCCCUUUCCAUUUUCUUACUUCUUGCAUCACAUCCAGAUGGACGGCAAGAAAUUGGAGAGCUCUCAUUCAUAGAAAAUCUUGUUGAAUUCAUCCAAAAAGGAACCCCCAAGAACAAGGAGUGCGCAACAUCAGUUCUUCUUGAGUUGGGAUCAAACAAUUCAUCUUUCAUACUUGCAGCACUUCAGUUUGGAGUGUAUGAGCAUUUGAUUGAGAUUGCAAAGAGUGGAACCAACAGAGCACAAAGGAAAGCAAAUGCAGUUUUACAGCUCAUUAGCACGAGCGAACAAAUUCCCUAAAGCUAUAUCCAAUUUGCUGACUUCACUAUAGCAUGGAGUCCAAAAUCAACUUCUGUUUCAUUUCUGGAUGUUUGAUGUUCUCUGGCUGCCCACUGAAUUAGUUUAUCA
Messenger RNA from Quercus lobata, 2204 nucleotides. RefSeq names its product Plant U-Box 15 (gene PUB15). The transcript is spliced from 5 exons. Gene Ontology annotation, biological process: cell surface receptor signaling pathway; protein ubiquitination. Bases 159 to 2096 code for a protein of 645 amino acids. Lineage: Eukaryota; Viridiplantae; Streptophyta; Magnoliopsida; Fagales; Fagaceae. The record is from RefSeq and is a predicted model, not a curated record. Gene Ontology annotation, molecular function: protein binding; ubiquitin-protein transferase activity.